Schistocerca piceifrons (Central American locust) is the source of this 690-nucleotide messenger RNA. Its product is annotated as eukaryotic translation initiation factor 4 gamma 1-like. The transcript has a single exon. Lineage: Eukaryota; Metazoa; Arthropoda; Insecta; Orthoptera; Acrididae. The record is from RefSeq and is a predicted model, not a curated record. Bases 1 to 690 code for a protein of 229 amino acids.
AUGCUGCAUGAAAGUACCAAAAAAAUAAAUUACUCACCUAGAACAGUUCAACCUUCAGUACCUCAGCAAACACCACCAUAUGCAGCAGCUCAACUUUCCAAAAUUACUGCAACAACUCAACUCCCAACAGUGGACCCACUAUUAACAGCAUUAGCAAAUUCACCAUCAUCAGCGAAUCCAAGAGAGCCAACACCUGUGGCAGCAUUACCAGGAUUAAUUGCUGACUCAACAGAGAUUUCACCAAGGGCAGCAAAACCUGAAUCAACUGAAGAAAAGUCAUCCUCAUCAGAAGUGGUUGCAACAGUAGUACUUGCAUCAACAAAUAAUGUUGCUCCAAUGGUCAUUCAAGAAAUCACUCCAGAAUCCAGAAUAGACCUACCAACAAUUUCAGAAGAAGAUCAGGGGAUAUCAUCACUCCCACAAGCAGAAGAGGCUUUCCCAGCAUCACCUCAGGAAGAUAUACUGGCAUCAAGAAUAGUUCCAGAGCCAAAAGAUGAAGCAUCAUCAGCACCCAGAGUAUCAUUUGCAGCUGUUGCAGAACCAUCAGAGCAGCUAACAGACAAGGAUUCUUCACCAACACAAGGAGAAGUGCCGCCUGCAAGGAGGAGGAUACAGAGGUACAAAAAAGCCGCAGUUCAUAGUGAGGAUUUUUUAUGGUAUCAUCACAAGGAAAGGAGAAUUGUAUCAUAA